Porites lobata is the source of this 34233-nucleotide messenger RNA. Lineage: Eukaryota; Metazoa; Cnidaria; Anthozoa; Scleractinia; Poritidae. The record is from the annotation of a GenBank genome assembly.
AAACAACAAAGCCAUUUCUACGCCCAAAACAAUCAUUUACGGCUAGCAAACAGACUUUAGAGUAUGUCUAGAGGUCCACCUCAUCGGUGAGUAGCAAAAUACUUGUUAUAUUUUCUUACAUGCGCGAAAAUUUGUACUAUUUUAUGGUGCAGCUGUUUCAUUCAAGAUUGGUUCUCAUGUCGAUAAUAUUCUUCUAUUUGUUGGUAAAAGGUUAACUCUGGUGUGUUUUUUUCGUACUAAAAAAAGUGUAGAAGGCGUUUUGUAGUUAUAUUUUGAAAUUUGUUGUUAUUAACAGUUAUAAAACUGUGCUGACGAAUUAUUUCAAGGUUGCAACGUAAUUUAGUCAGAGCUUACGGCAGCUAUGGAACUUUUGUUUGAUGCACCUUUUUAGCGUUAUUCUGUUCUGGUUUGCCGCUACAUAGGGUUUAUUUGUACUGUAUUUUCCGUUUUUAGUUGUACUGUGCCUAGGAUGUCGACUUCUCAGUCACUGUAAUUGUGUUUUUAUCCCUGUAAAGUAUAUAUUUUUACUCUUGGACCUAUCCAGCCUGAGAAAAAGAUUCCAGUUGCCAUAUGUAGUGUUGCAAAAUGUCGAAUAUUUUCUCAGGCUAGGACAGAUCCAAUCCAACUUUUAGUGUAUUUUAAAGCUUUGUGGUCUAGUCAUCUGCAAGUCAUCUCACCCAAAGUUUUUUAGCCAAUAGCUAUUUGGAGCUGUUGCCCUACAUAGCUAUGCCACCACUGCCUUUCCAUUGCUUAACUUUUCACAUUUUUAGGACAAUAUUAAGGGUGCAUGGCUACAUGUAUCUCUUUAAAAACAAAUUUCUGGUGUCAUAGGUCUGAUUUUUGGGAAGAUGACAUGCAGAGAUGAAGCUAAGGAAAAGCUUAGCUCGCUUUUUUUAUUUGUCAAGCUGGCUUUUUUACUCAACUGCACCUUCAAAAUUCCCCCUUGUCUGUUUUCUAGAGCAAUUUUGAGCUGAUGGUUAGUUCUUUUUCAGCCAGUCAAAUAGGUCACUUUGAAUAUACUGUAAUAAUUAAGUACUCUCAAAUAACUGUUUGGCAGAGUCUCAUGUAAACCCAAUGUUGACAUUAUCUUUUGUUUUUUACAUGAACUGCAUGUGCAGUGGCUGAUUUCCAAAAGUAACAUAAUAAUCAAUAAUGAAUAAUAAUAAAUUAUUCCGGCCUUUUUUUAUUACAAUGACAUGACUAUAGAAUUCAGAGUAUGUAUAGGAGGCUUGCAAGCACUAGAAUAUAAAGCUCUCUGAUUAAAGAGUCCUUCCAACUCACCCUUGUUGCCAAACUCCUGAAGGUAUUAAAAAGACAAAAGUACUAAACUAUACUUCAGCCAAUGUUGAAGGUUAGCACAUCUGCAUUUGUACACAAAUACACUGAGUAUGAAAAUUUUGGACAAACUGACUCAUUACGUGUACAAAUCAUGCACAAAAGAUGGUGCAAAAAUGAGGUUUACACAAAGCACUAACCAAAUGACAAUUUGAGAAUAUUAUGGUUUCUUUUUCAAAGUGGCCUAUAAGCAGGCAGCCAGCUCUUAGAAACGUCCCUGAAAACUAGGGUGCCUAGUUUGAGUGGUUACUAUUUUAUAAACUCUUGUCUUGUUGUAUUAAAGAUACAAUUCCAGUGGUGAGAGACUCAGAGGAUAUCCACCAAGAUAUGGAGUUGAAUUUUCAGGGUAACAUCCACUGCGACCCUAAAGUAGUGCAUGUUCAAGUUAAAUUCUCUGUGCUAAAUUUAAACCAUUUAUUUUGGUUUUAAAGCUUAGCCGUACGUGCUUCAAUUCCAUCUUUUUUCCAUACGUGUAUAUUCAGACAUUCUUAACAACUGAAUUUUUUGAAGGUCGAAUUUUCUAUUGGGGUUUUGUCUCAGAAAAGCUUAGUCUGAGAAACCAGCCGACAUUUGGCGAUGCUACCACUGGUUUCCCUGCCAAAUGACGUCUGAGAAACGAGCGCAGAAAUUCCAUACUGAUGACACGUCGCUACCCAGAUCUGGGUGGUGCUUCUGAUUGGUCGUGCCGCAUGGGAAAUUUGAUUCAACCAGUCAGACAUCAUUUGGCAGGAAACCAGUGGUAGCAUCACCAAAUAUCGGCUGUUUUCUCAGGCUAAGAAAAGCUCCUCUGAAACUUUUGAUUUUGUAACUUCUCUUUACUUAGAUUAAGACUAGUAUCUCAAUUUCCUCAGGGAUAGAGGUGUGAGUGAUAUGCAAGUGUGUUGAAUGGGACAGACUUUAGACUUGUUAUGUGGCUUAUGCGUUGUUUUGCGAACAGGGCUGUCAAUAAGGACCGAUAGCCGGCCAAAACCACCAGCUAGUUAGCCAUCCUUAGCUGGCUACUUUCACCUCCUUCUACCAUAACUGCUAACAGAAAAAUAAGCCCCAUUGAAUAAAAAAUUAAUUGUAAAACAUUCAUUUCCCAGUUUUGAAUCACAUUGAACGAAUAUUUAAACAGGUUUAGAUCUGUGAAAUUUUCAAACCGUGUGAUGUCGUGGAAUGCCUGGCACAUUUUGCCGGCAUUGUUCCCAGUCUUGCAUGUAUUCUGACAAAACAACAUGGCAUCCGCGUUGGAAAGUACCUCUUGAAACCCCCUGGACAUGACAUUUCCGAGACUCUAAAUUUCAAAAUGUCCCUAGAUUCCUCGGCCUUCAAAAACUUGUGCCUUUGGUGCAAGUUCCAAAGCCGCCUACUAUUCAUUAUCAGCCUGCUACUUAAAAACUUUUUGACAGCCCUGGCGAAUGUCCUUUCAGCUUAUGUCCUAAGUCAUAACUCUCAUGAAACAAAAACAAGUGCUACUCAUGCAUAAUUAUUAUACCUCUUCCUUCAACCUUCAGACAUAGACAUUUGAUACACACAUCCUGUGUAUAACUCAUUCUUUUAGAAGAAUUUAGGGAACUGACCUAACACAUUGGCGAAACAACUUAAGACGUUUAUUUUUUGGGGCUAGUCAAAAUGGCUUUUGGCUGGUACAGUAUGUGCUUGCAUGUCACAUGCUCUAAAACUGAUUUUCUUUACACUCUGCUUAAAGGAGCUGUGUCACGAAAUUCAGCCAAAGUAGGAAAUUACAUUUAAUGCCCAUUAAAUUAAGAGAAACAUAAAAAUAACGGCUUACAACUUUAAAGGAGGGUUAAAAUAACAUAACAGAAGCAACAGAUGCCAUGGAUGGGCAAAACUGAAGAAGAUUGAAGCGGAUUGAAAUUAGGGUUUUUGAAAACUGUUCAGCCUAACAGUUUUUCAAAGUUGAUCCCUGCUGCUUGCAUGUUUGUCUCAGAUCUCUGAUUUUGUCAUUUACAUGUAAUUUCUUUGCUUACUUUAAGUUCCAUAGCGACGGAGGGCGAGUAAUUGGCAAAAUUAAACAAAAUGAACUGGACUGCUGUGACACAGCCCCUUUAAGUCAUGCCUCAGAUUACAGGAAAAUAAAUCUCCAAGAGUGCUGAACUUUAAAAUAAUUAUUCCAAGUAGGAUGCCUGGCUAGAUCCCCCUUCUUGGGAAGGGGGUGUGUCCAUUCCAAUCACCUCAAUUACCCACCUUAAUGAAAUAAUGUUAACUUAUCGAAACCCCUGAUCUUUGUUUUGGAGUGUGGCAACAUAAGAUAACACUGCAAAAAAUACCCUUUGUUGUAAAGGCCUUCGUUGAUGUCCUUUUUUUAAAGGUGAUAGAACUUUUUUCUGUCAAGGAUAGACCAAAAGUUUUGUCAGUUAUUGGUUUUGUCAGAUUUCUACAAAGGUUUUGAUGUGCAAAACAUACAAUUGUGAGACUAUUCCUUGUAGCCUGUGUGGCAGGUGUCGAAAAGGGUUGGGGAGAAAGGGAACAGGGGUAGAUUGCGGAGAGAGGAAAAGGGACAUCCCCUUUUGUUCAUGUCAAUUUUCACCUCAUUGAGCCAUAAUGAGUAACACACAUACAGUGUGCAAAGAAAGUAGUGUCUGAUAGCGUGGGACUAGUGGAUUUUGCAAUUGGGCUAGUGAGUUCUGUUCUUUACUUGCGUGAUGGGCAAGUACUUGUAAAGGUUUUAUGAGGAAUAUAAAUUACAGAAGAACUGUGCAAUCAAUUCUUCUCAUCAAAGAGUUUUUGGGGCUAGUUGAAAUGAAUUUUGGGCUAGCACAUGCUUGCUACAGUUUACCCGAAUGGCAAGCUGUAAAACAGACUUUCUUUGCACCCUGACAUAAAGUGAUCAACAAUUCUGAUGCCAUGAGAGGCAAUGAAGGAAACUUAAAGAAAAAGCUUUAGCAGAUUAAAAUAAUGCAGAUUGAUUGGCAACUUCAUGUGAAAAUCAAAACUUGAACCAGCUGCAAUAGUUUGUUUUGCAGCCAGGGAUGCUCUGGAGGUUUUGACUCCCUUGGAGUUUGUACAUUCACGUUUUCCUGCUCUUAACAAACCAGAAUACUUUGGUUUGACUUCUUGACAUUAAUGUACAGCUGUAUUGACCUCAUCUGUGUUACAUACGCAGCUGAUCUAUUGAUAUGACUGCCGUAUUAUGGUUACUUUAUUUAAAUUUCUUUGUUUCAUGUCUUACAUGUAUUAAUAUACCAUUUUUAUCUGACUGUUAUCGGUUCACUUUUUUAUAUCUGCCUGACUAUUUUUAAAGUAAAUCAAAGGAAAUGGCCUAAUUCUAGUUACAAAACCAAACUUUCUAUAAUCACUUGUUCACUCAAAAACUUCCUGAUUCUAUUUAGUUAAUACUGGUAAAACUCUACAAAGGAAGUAUGUAAUUUCUUACCAUUUUAUUUUUUCCAAAGAUCUUACGGUUACUAUGGUGGUCCACCUUACAAGAGACAGAGGCGCCACAGCAGUGAUGAUGAAAUGGCACCUUAUGGACCAGCUUUUUAUGACCCUCCAUUUGUGAGACAUCAGGUAUGAGUAUUUUCUAUUGCAUACAUGUGAAAUAUAGGUGUUAUACCUUAGUGAUGAAUGUAUUACUGUAAAUCCUCCAUUAAGCCUCCUGGGGGCUGAUUUGUUUCAAGCCCAUUUGACAGGGGGCUUAAUAGAGACUUGGGGCUUAUUUGAGAACGGGGGCUUAUUUAAUUUAGAAAAAACGAUGGUAUCAGUUCUCCAUAAACAUUUAAAAUACAAAGUGGAGAAGCUCAAGAACAAAAAGGUUGGAGGUCAUGCAGCCAAGGAUCAGAAUCAAAUCCGAACUUCCAGUUGGUAAAUAAACCAUCCCGGAUCUGUCCAUACUGAGUUUUACUGUCAUGAUUGAUUAAUACAGUCUCUCAUUUAUUAGCGUAGAAUAAUUAGGGGAGGGGAGGGGGUCGGAGCUAAAUAUAGAGGGGGGCUUAUUAACUUUCUUCCCCUGAAAGGGGGGGGCUAUUAGAGGAAGGGGGCUUAUUUGAGAGGGGAGGCUUAAUAGAGGAUUUACGGUAGUAACUACAGUUGCCCUUUUUACUGUUUUUUUUUGCCAAACACUUGCCUUGUUUUGGCUGCAAAUCGUGGUAGAUUGCGGUCCCUUCCCUCCCACCCUCUUUGAUCUGGAUCUUGGGUUAUGGUCUGGUAGGUAUUUUCCACUGAUAUCCUCUUCAUUGUGAUGGUGCCAGUUGGCGGCUGCUUCCAGGGGUGGUUCCUGUUCACAGGGUUGCCAUGGUUACUUCCCUGCUGCAUCAGAAUAGUCUAGGCUCCCAAUCAACCAAUAAGGCACCAGUUCCCAAGCUCAGCAAUGUUUUUGGAAACGAGUUUAAGUGGAGAGUACAUAUUAAAUACACUUUAGGUGGCCACAAGGAAGUGUAUUAAUAUUUAUUGCGGUAAUUUGAAAUCCGCUCACUGGAUAUUUUAAUGAAUAUCUCUUUCUCUUGUUUACAGGAAGUUGGAUUGGGUGAAUUUAAUGACUUCAGUUCAGUUAGUGUCGAAAAAGAUCUAAAGAUUCAUGAAAGGUUAGUUGUGUUGAAAAUUUGUAACACUCCAUUUGCUGUUUUAUUAGCGGGGAGAAUUAACUGCAAUAAUAAAACUUAAUAAAAAUAACAAUUCCCUAUCUAGUCUUGGCCCUACUUAUAACACAAAGGCUACAUACAGUGGGCCCAUGCAAAUGACUGAAACAAACAAUUCAAAUAAACACAAUAGGGUUAAGAAUCCCGACUGACCAAAGGCAAACCAGCUAUCUAUUUACAUGCUUGAGCUAGGCUUUGAACUUGGGACUAUCGAGAACAAAUCCAGGCAGCAGUCAGGGCAGAACUUAGAUAGGGGCCUCUGGAAUGCAAGUCCAUUUCUGUCACUGCGCAGCUUUGCUGCCCUCAAUGAGCCAUUUAAAUCAAAGCAAGACUCUUCACAGGUUUCGUUAUUUCCCUGUAGAGAUGCAAGUAGAAGAGAUUUUGAAAGAUCUGAGUCUCACAGUAAAAAGCGACAAUCUUCAACUGAAGGCAAUGGGCAUUCCUCUCAGCAACAGUCUACAACUGCUCCAAUGUCACCCCACUCCAAGAAAGUGUCUCCAAGAUUCUCACCUCGACAGCAGUCACCAAGGGCAUGGCCUGCUUCACCUCCUUCAUCAACAAGCUCUGCAGUAACUCAACCACUGUUAGUUGUCACAUCACAGUCAACUUCUUCCUCUAACGUACCAUCAGUGUCAUCCUCAGAUGAUGGCAUUCUGGCUUCAAAGCAGCGUCCGUUACUCACGGUUUGUUCCACACCAUCUCAGUCUGUACCUGGAUAUGGUCCUGUGUUGGGGAAUAAAUUGAAAGAUGGCACAGGAAGGCCAACUCUCAUAUCUUCACUUUCACCUCAUGAAGGACUUCAAAGAAAGGUAGUUUUACACUCUAUGUGGAAAACAAGUCAUGUUGCAGGGUUGUCACUAAGAUUUCAAGUUGCCGGGUAAAUAUAUCAAGCACAGUAGGCAGGGAAUCAAACAGCUAGGGAUUUCUUUUGGCUCUAUUUUUCCUCUAUUUUCCUAUGAGAGUAGCCAGAGGCCACAUUCACAGUGGCUGGGGAAAAUCCCUGGCCCCCGGCUCUUGACAACAGCCCUGCAUGUUGAUUUUUCAUUGUCAAGUUGUUAGUGUACAGUGUAACUUUAAGCCACUUGGAAUGCCUUUCUAGGAAAAUGCAUAGCAUUCUAGCAGAAGCAGUCAAAAAUAAAUUACUUACACACAGGGCAAUUUCCCAGGGGGUUACUCCCAUACAUUACCUAUACGGGUAUGUGCGCCCAACGGGGUCAUGAUUUUGAAGCUCCUGAUUUAGAACGGGGUAUCCAUUUCAGUGGCAUUUUCUAGGAGGGGCUAUAAUAUUUCGAACGCACGAAAGCUCCAGUUUUGUAAGCAGCCAUUUGAAAUUAUUCAAGGACGGAUUGCUUUUGAAAAUACGAUUCAAUGCGUUAACAAGCAAACUGUUGUACUCUUGUUGCACCCUGUGUUUUAGCGUGCAGGGCGGGCGUAUUUUGAUUCUUGAUCAGAAUGUUUACUUAAUUGCCAGUGACCUUUACUUGGCUCCUUUCGAAUAGAAUCGCAUUGGUUGUCUAUGACGGCAAAACAAGAAACUGUUAGAUAACACUUUGUUUGGCCUUUUGUUGAGACCGAAGAUACAAGCAAGAAAGUGGAGCAUUUAACGAUCACUCCGAUAAACAAAGUAUUGUAAUCUAUGUGAUUUGCUUUAAUCUACAUCUACGUUGUAGUUUAGUAACUUGAUAUUCAUGAUUUUUUUUUAAUAAGAGUUUUUAACACGAUUUUUAAUAAGAUGGGAAAUAAAAAAAAUUGUGGAUCACGGCUUUAUCUUCUGCUUAAAAUUGUUGCUGAUUAUGAAGAAGCAUUUAUUUGAUGUAUAAGCGAACAAAUAAAGAAAUAUCUUUUUAAAAAGCGGGGCUAUUUCAAUUUACAAACUUUCUAGAAUGGAGUAUAAAAAAUUGGUCCAUUUCUAAAACGGGGUGUCAGUUUUAGGGCGAAUUCUAGAACAGCGUAUAAAAAAUUGGCCCAUUUCUAGAACGGGUUAUCAAUUUUAGGGGAAAUUUUUUUUAGAACGGGUGCCAAUUUGGAGUCCUGGGCAGCACAUACCCACCCAAAAAAUACCCAAGUGCCCCCCACACCCCCCUAGGGUCAAUUUAAGAUACUGAAAGUUUAUAGCUUGUGCAAACAGGAUGGGGCAUCAUUUAUUAAUAUAUACAGGGGUGACUUACUGCUAUAAAUUUUUAUUGAAUAGGAGUCAUAUUCUGGUCUUAUGGUGGAGGCCAUAUCUCCUUCUGCUCCAGGUAAAUACAAGACUCUGUUAUUUGUAUUUGAACAAGUUAUGUGUUGUAAAGAUUGCAUCACAGUUAAUGCAAAAUGUACAAAUUAUUGUAAAAUCAGUUCAUCAUUAGUCAUUAUGAAUGAGUGACAGUUUUACUAUGUUUAUUUUUAAUAAUUAAAUGAACAGAUCACAUAAGUACAGUUGUACUUGUAUAAGAAAUUUGUAGAUUUUACCCUCUCCUAUCUGUGUUAAUUUAUGCAGCAUUAAAGCUAGUGGUAUGAGACAGAUGCCAUAAACAAAUUGUUUAUUUCACUCAAGUUGAAUACAUGUUUGUUAUCAAGGCAAACCAUUACGUUUAGAGUUUGACUGUAAUAUUGGCUUUUGUCUCACUUAGCCCUAACCUAUAGUAGGGAAUAUUUUAAUUAACAUACAUGCCAUCGCACCUGCACAAUGAUGUUUUUUUUUUUUUUUUUCACUUCUAACCAAAAAUUAUUGGAAAGUUUUGUGUUUUCAUUUUCAAAAAGCUUUGGAAAGAGAACUUUGUCUCGUCCAAUUCAGUCUGUAAUCAUACUUGUGAAUGAACAAAUUGGACCCCAGCUACGCACUUGUCCGAUUUCGUUUGAUCAGUUGUAUGGUUACAGUCUGAAUUGAACUCCACUCAGUCCUGUUACCAUUAUAAAUCACUCUAGCUUCUGAAUCAGGCGUGGAAAAAGGUGGUGAUAGUAAGAAAGAAGUCAAAGAUGAGCAAUCAGAUAUGAUGUCUAAAGAUGAACUUUUACAAGGUAUGGAGAAGGUGGACCGGGAGAUUGCACAGGUCAACCAACAAAUCAACAACCUUAAAAAAAUGCAGGUAAGAGACUAGGAUCCUUUUUACCAUGCUUGAGUUCAGAUUAAAAAAUCAUUAAAAAAAUCGACAGUGCACUUUUUUUUAAACAAAAUGAUGGUUUAUUGAGAUGGCUAGUUUAAUAAUCUGUAAUUGGCCAGUUUCAAGUUAUUAAAAUUCAUACUUGGCACCAACAGGCUGAGGGGUAAAUAGAACUCAUUGAGAAUCGGGGAUCAACAAUUCAUUUCUCUUGUUUUAUUACCCUCAGCCUUAGAGCCAAUUGUGAAAAAUUUUGAUAAUCUGAAAAAGAAAAUCCCUAGCUGUUUGAUUUCCCACCUAAUUGUCGUAUUUACCUGCCAACUUGAAAUCUUAGUGACAACCCUGUGAAAGUGGCCUAUUUGAUAUUAGACUGUUCAUAGCCCCCUAUUUUUUCUAUUGGCAGUGAUUUUGUUACCUCUGCAUCUCGCAUCCCUGACACAUAAAAAUCCUUAAAGAUGCAAAAUAAUUCUUGGCAUGCAUCUCAUAGCACGCAAAGAUUGAUCAAUCUAUCCAUGUCUUUUUGUAGAAAUAUCCUAUUCGUGUAAUUUCUGUGGUAGUUAUUAUGGCUGUUGUUUGACGAUGUAUAUUUCUGUUAGCCUUUGUUGUGCUUUAAAAUGGAAGGUCUAUAUUUUAAUUUCAUUAUACUGUAGUAAAGAGUUUUGAAGUCCGUCUUCAGUUUAAUUGUCUGGUUACAUAAAGGCCAAAGUAUUUUCAAUUUUGGACUCGUUUUUUUUGGUUUUUUUUUUUCAACUGGGACUCAUGAUUUCUCACAAAAUGAGUCCGACAACUCACCAUAACUAUUUGUAACAAAAUCAGUGUUUAAGAUUGUCAAAAUCAAGCUCUUACAUUAAUUUCAUACUUAUCCCCUUGGUACUUGGUACAUUUGAAACCAAGAUGGCCACCUGCAAUAGUAAGCACUCAAUCUUGACGAACUUACCGCAAAAAUAGCGGACUGGCCAGUCUAAUUUGAAAAAGGGUUUUAGUUAUCUACUGUUUAAACGAAACGGGCUUCAACACUUGAACGUGACACACCCCUAAGGUAUCCAGUAACCUUAAGAAGCCAUUCUUUGUGUUGUCACACAACACUUUUCAGUUUGAUGUGGGAAUAAGCAUUGCCUUACACACAAAAAACAGCUAAAUUACCAGUGACUUCUGUGGAUUAACAUAAAUACUUUUUUGUACAUUUAUAGCUCUUCUACAAGUUUUCAUCCUUUAUUUUCAAAAUAUGUAUUCUAUAACCAUGUGUUGAUAUACUCACAUAAACUGAAGAUGUACAUGUACCUUAAAAGCUUAUUCACCAUUAUGGUCAUACAUUGUUUUCAAUAUUUGCCCAAUAUUGUAGAAACAACUUGAGGAUGAAGCUUCCAAACAACAAGAUGAACCCAAAAAAGAAGAAAUACCUGCUCCAGAAGUCAAGCCCAAAAGUGUCGUGCAGAUUAUCUAUGAGGAAAACAGAGUAUGUUAGCCAUGCGUAGCAUACUUUAAUUAAUAUAAAAUUAUUUUAUUCAUUAUUAUUUUUGGAACAACAUUCCUUCAUCCAUCUGUCAAAAAUCUUCGAAAAAACAAAUUGAAUGUGUACUGACAAGUUAUUAUGUUGCACAGUACUAAUAUUAUACCAUAAAGUUCCGAAAAUAAGCCACGGGGCUUAUAUUUUUCAAAGGCUCUUUUUGAGGGGCUUAUUUUUGGAGGGGCCUAUAUUCGGAGGGGCUUAUCUACAGGGGGAAAUUUGCAUUUCAAAAGCCUUAUAGUUGGAAGGAAAUUUACCCUGGCCCCGGGGGGCCUUAUAUUUGGAGGGGCAAGUUAACGGAGGGUUUUUUGCGUUACGAGUUUGGGGGGCUUAUAUUUGGAGGGGCUUAUUUUCAGAAUUUUAUGGUAUACUUAUUUCUUUUUCUGUUAUCAAUAGUGUUUGUAAUUACAGUCGAACCUCGAUUAUCUGGACUCGUUGGGACCAGACGAAAUAGUCCGAAUAAUCAAGGUCCAUAUAAUCGAAAAUAUGAAUAUUAAUGAAGACCAAAACUGAUUAAAUUGAAAAGACGACAAUUAAUUGUGAAACAAGACUUUUACAAAUCAUUUAGGGGACCAGAAAUUGAAGUGCCAGAUGUUCGUUCCUGAAUAAACCAGACAUACAGGACUUUAUCGAGCUGAUCAUCAUGUGCAACUUUCAGCAAUUUUUGCUUCAGUCCUUCACUGGUCUCUAAGAUGUUGGCAAACUUCAGGAUCGUUUGUGUGUUCUUGCAGAUGUCAGAGAUGUCAUAUUCAGCUGACAAAUUGGUUCCUUUUUCUCUUUUCUCUAGUCGCACAAUUAUAGACUGUGAUCUUUUAUCAAAAAAACGUAUCACUUGCGCUUCAAAAACAUCAUGAUCGUAAAUAAACAUUUGUGAUGCUAGCUUGUUUGUUUUGCAUACCACACCGAGCGAGCCAAUAAAAUGUAGUAGAGCGUGAAAUUUUACUGAUCAACAAUGCAACUCUGAGCCAAUCAGAACUCAUUCGAAUGUUCCUCAUUAGUUACGACUCGUGCAGGCGCUACUUUUGCUGUUUGUAAGCAAAAAAACCUUGCAUUUGACUGCACUUUUCAAUGCUGUGGUUUUAAAAAGGAUAUGGCUAUCGAUCUUGAUUGUGACUUAUAAAUAUUGAUGACCAAAUUGGGACCAGAGAAAAAGUCCGGAUAAUCGAGGUUCGACUGUAAUGCUAAGUGGAGAAAAAAUAAAAUACAAGCACAAAUACAAAUUAUCUCCUCAACUCUAAUUUUUCCAAACUUGAUUUAUACAGCUAUGCAUCAUUAGGUUUGAUCACUUGUAGUUGUAGUUCCCAGGCUACUUGCAUGUCUGAAAUAUUAACUUACAAAAUCAAGUCUUUUUUAUAUAUUUUAUGGUAAACCAUCAGCAUAGCAAGGAAGACUGUUAUAUAAGACAAAACUUACAGUCAAGCCAGGUCAAGCAUACCCCACAAGAUUCCAUUAAUGAAUUUAUCAUUCGAAAGUUGAAUUCGUUGGUAGCUGUAGAUUUCUGAUUCAUCUCUGCAUUCUUGCAUGUGUAAUGAGCCGUGAAUUCACAUGCGAGGCGGUUGUAAAAUUUCUACCAGCUCGGUUUCCCUGAAUUUGAUGUAAAUGUCUUCGAAAAAAUGUUAUUCAUUCAAAGAUUUUCAGUCUGACCAAUUACAGAGAAGUUCUCAUAAAAUAUUCGCUGCUCAUUACACAUGCAGAAUGCCAAUUUGAAUUUGACACUAGUUACAGGAACGACGAACAGAUUCAUUUUUCAAAUAAUCAAUUUACGCUUGAUCUGUCUUGACUGUAACUAUGAUACUUAACUCACUCUUUCAUCUGCAGAAAAAAGCUGAAGCAGCCCAAGCAAGAUUAGCAAAACUUGGUGUACCUCUUCCUGGUGGAAAGGUAUCUACUCAAUUAAGAGCUUAACUAGUUAAGCUGUUAUAGAGAGGCCUUGUCAGCUGUUGGGGUAAAAUUUGAACAAGCAAUAUGGCCUUAAAAUGACAACAUAAGGCAAAUGAAAUCGUGACAAACCACACAAGAUGGAUUGAAACUUUGAUGAGGGCAAGCAAAAAUACAGUAAUAAUAUACCAACAGGGACAAGGGGUCCUCCUCAAUAUGCAAAACAAUAGGUUUUGAAAUUCAGACGGGGGACAUAUUUACCCUCCUCCUUACCCCAGGGGGUACUUCAGAUUUCAAGUGACAGGGAGGAUCGAAGGAUUUUGGGGGGGAUUUGGGGGGGGGGAACUUGAUUUAAGUAGGGAUUUUUGGGGGUAUUCAAAACAGUCUGAUGAUUCGUAGUUAUAUCAUUUAUUGCUUUCUGGAAAUUUUUAUGGCUCAGAAAUUUGGCAUGGGAUUUUUGGGGGUUAAAUUUUGGUCCAGGGAUUUUUGGGGGUUUUGAUUUUUGCCCCCAUUUGAUCAUCCCUGUCACUUGAAAUCUGAAGUACCCCCCUGGGCCCCUUACCCUCUUCAGUGUGUACCAAUUGAUUAAGUCUUAGAAGUGAUGGGACCCAGUUUCUCAAAACAUUAUUGAAUAUUGUCAGGAUUAACAAGUCUGCAGUCAGUUAAGGGUUAUUAAUGAGCUUGUUGCUUGACUGACUUCCUUUGGAAAAGUGUACCACACUCUGCUUGUGAUCAAUGCGUUGUGAAAUUUUUCUCAUGGUACAUAAAUCGUUGAAUCUGUGAACAAAAUUUCGGUUUCCCAGCUUGUUUAACUAUAUAAUAUCUGAAUUUCAAGGAGUGAAAAACGUCCUGUCAACUUACAUUUUAGUUAUACAACUGUACUAUAUGCAGAAAGAAACUAAUGUCAAGGCUUUUUAAGAAAAAUACUUAUAGGACCCCAACCUCUAACCGCACAUGUGUAUAAAAUCCAGCAUGUCUUGCACUUAGAGCUAGUAUGUUUGGUGCAAAACUGAGAUUUCUUCACUGGCUACAGUCAAAAGUAAAUUACCAUAGAACAAUGAGCAACACAAGAGUAUAGCUUUGCAUGUAGGCUGUGGAUUGAGCUUCGUAAUAUAAUUAUGCGUACUAACUAAUGUUUUUUUUUUAAUCACUAUGACAGCCAUUGUAUAAUCAGCCCUCUGAUCUUCCAUGUUACCAUGAGAAUCUAAGAAAGUGAGUAACUAACUGAAAUACUGUUAGCGCAAUAGUCUUACGCUCAUGAUAUCUUUUUCUUUCAUGAAAAGAUAGCUUUUAUCAUGGUGUUCGUGAUUUUUACUUUGAAAAUGUUGUACGGUUGUGUUUUAGAGCCCCAGCUGUCAAGGCUAAAUUGGUGAAAUAUUUUCAGUUGAGAAAGCAAGCCAAAGAAAUUAAGGUAAUCUGCAAUCUCUAGAACUAUAGCUAAAUGUAGUCAUCUCACUUGUAGCCUGCUAACAAGCUCUCCAUUUAUGAUGAGCGAAGCUAGUCGCGAGAGAAUGCGCGAGAGAACAUGCAAGCGCACUCGCACCUCCUUUCGUGUGCUGCUCUCACGUGACUUCUCGUGACUCCCCCUAAUGGAGAGUUUUUUUUGCAGGCUAUCUCACUUAAUGUGUUGCUCUUCUUGGAUAGGUUUUAUUCAGUCCUCAGUGCAGUGCAAGGAUAUCUCUCAGGGAAAUAAUAAUUCAUAUCAAUGCAUGUGGAAAAUUAAUAUCGUUUUUAUUUUCAAAGAAAUUGUUGUUCGUUGCGUAGAUACUAAGUUAACAAAAGUCUGAACUGGAAUCCAAGUAACCACGUUUCAUGGUGUCUGGAUUUGUGUAGGCACGGCCUUAAUGUCACUUUCUACUCUUUUGAUACAAAGCAAACUUGCCUUCAAAAACAGCCAUCUCUCCUCACUCCUCGCCGCUAGUGAGAGCUAGGAAUUACAGCCGGUUUUGCAGGCUGUUUUCCCAUCCAGUGGAUUCCGGGUAUCCACGUUCAUGUAUGUGAGGCCUUAGUGUCACCUUCUACUCCUUUGAUAUGUAAUUCGAUAAAGCAAACUAGCCUGCGAAAACAGCCAUCUCUCCUCUCUCCUCGUCGCUAGCGAGAGCCAGGAGUGACGGCUGUUUUCACAGGCCAGAAGCAAACAUGAUGUACACGUUUUAUUUCAGAAUCGUCAAUUAUGUAAAGAGUACAAGACUUUAAAACAAACAUGGCUCAAGAAAAUAGAGCGACAUGAAAACAACCCUAAGAGGAAGUAAGUAUAAUUUUGGAUCCUUGUCUCUUGAGCAUUUGCCUUAGAAAUGGAGGCGGGUGGGGGUGGCAAGGAGGUUAAAUUUUAAUCCGGGGUUCUUUUUCUUUUGUUCAAAAGCAUUUUCUCAGACAAUUUUCUUUACUGUUUUUGGAGCAUAUAGUAAUUAAUCCAAUUGUAGUCAACAAAAAUAAACUGAAAGUUCUUUUUAAGCUUUCAAAUAUGAAUUUACAUCUCUCACUAACCCUAGGUUAUCUUAAACCAGCUUUGAUCGAGUUGGCAACGAGGUUGAUUAUUUUGGUUAAAUUUAUAGGUGAUUAGAUAUAAAAUGCAACUCUCAUUAGUUUCUAUAUCAAGUUUAUUCUUUGUUUUCUUACCGUUGUUAUUUUUGUUGUCAGACAAAAAGAAGCGAAGCUGCGAGAGUUUUAUGAGAAAGUAUUUCCUGAAAUAAAAAAGCAGAGAGAGCAAACUGAGAGAUUCACUCGGUAAGUUACUUUGUCUUUGAAGUGCUUAUGUUAAUCUUGAGCAUAAAGGUUUAGAGAUAUAACAAUGCGAUAUCUGUUUGUCACUCUGUUUCCAGGAUGGGUUCCCGAAGUAACUGGGGUAUAGUAGCUAGAAGUGAAGCUGAGUUCAAUGAAAUUGUUGACAACCUUAAUGAACAAGAGGUAUGGACAAGGUGGUAAUGAAAAGAAAAAGCUUUCCGGUAUACCAGGGUUACUGUAAAUGAUCUAAUUGACGCCCCCUAUCAAAUAAACGCUUCUUGUCUAAUAAACGUCCCCUCCGCGAUGUUACGUUUCUAUUAGGUGUCCCUCUCUAAUAAAUGCCCCCCCCCCGGCCCAUGACAGUUACUCCAAAAUACUAGGAAAUGGCAAAAAAGAGCGAAAUCAUUCAAUUUACUUGGUUUGUUGCUUCAUUAACAAGGGUUUGCGUAUUGCUUCUUGUUCAAUGUCAAGUUGAAAGGGAGGAUAGACUAACAAUGACAACUCAAUGACCCAGUGAAUGAGGACUUCUACACGCCCUUCCCAUGACAGUUACUCCAAAAUACCAGGAAUUGGCAUAAGAGCGCAAAAUCAUUCAAUUUAUUCAGUUUCUUACUUGAUUAGAGCGAUUUUCGUAUGACCUUGAAAAAUGGUUUCGGAAAGUGUUCGAUUUUUUUAUCAGCCAAUGGAUGAAAAGAUCAAAACAUGGCCUCUUUGUUUUCCAACCAAAGAAAACCCUAAAAUAGAGAAGGCAUUGGCAAUCGUGUUGCAGUAUGAUGUCAAAGCUAAGUAUCAAUUGAUUUCUAGAAAGUUCUCGGGCAUGAAGUUUUUUCACCCAAGCGUUCGCUUAACCAACGAAAAUCCGCGCGCGUUUGUAUCUGUUCGAUAAACCAAUCAAAUAGCUGUAUUACUGUUCAUUUGUUGUUUCUGUUUUGUUUGCGCGUUUUCAUUGCAAGGUCAUACGAAUAUCGCUCAAACAAGGCUUUGCGCAUUGCAUCUUGUUCAAUGUCGAGUUCAAAGUAAGGAUAGAGUAACUAUGACAAAUAAACUAUGACUCUAAGCGAGGACUUCUAAGUUGGGAUUUAAAAGGGGGAUCUCUAGACGGUCUAGACGAAUCAAUUUAUUGAUGCACUGGAUAUUCCUCUAUUUAUAAACGCCCUUCAUAUUUCAUUUGCCGAAAGGAAAGUUGGUAGAGAUGGUUAUAGGCCCCCUCUCCGAUCCCUAAAAUUAAAUAAAAUGCCUCGGGCAUCUAUCAGAUAAAUUACGGUAUUGAUUUAUUUUUUGUUUAUUGUUUUUUUUUUUUUUUUAAUUUAGGCCAAUGAACGUCACAUGCGAACUUUAGCUGUUGAACCACCGCCCAUGUUAGACAAGGAAGAAAGAAGAUUGAAGUUCAUUAACAGAAAUGGUAUACUUCAGUUUGUUGAAUCAAAUUCUUUGACUAACUUAAAUCUGUUUAGACAUUUUAUGCACUGUGCAGGAGAGAGAAAUUUUUGCCCCGGGGGUACUCGACGAGGCUCUAUACUUUGAGGUCGAACCCCUGACCCUUUUAUAUACCAUUUUUGACAAUUAAGAUUCUCCUUUCAUAUAGCUUCUAUUGACAAAUGGUGCCCCUUCCAUAUACCUAGUUAAAACACUGCAUCCCUUUUACCUUCUGCAAAUGCACCGGGUUUUUUUAUAUGAAUAAAUCACUAAAUCAGGAAGUUGUCUUUGUCCUUUUCAUAACCCAAUACGCCUCUCUCAGCCCUUUUAGGUCGUUUUAUAGACCAAAAUGACACAAAAUUACGGAUUUCCCUCCCCUUUCAUAUACUUUAAACAGUAAAAUCCCUACCCUUUCAUAUACCUGCAGCCUGAAAAAGGUACCCCUUUUGUGUGGAGCCUUCCCAUAUAGGCCACUGUAGGGCGUACCCUCCCCCUCUCUGGGCAUUUGCGGCCACUGUCUUAACCUGCAACUAGGCGUCCUUUUUUUUCACAGGUUACCAUAUUCUAGAAGUUUACUUAAUACCGUGUUGUUAAUCACGUUUAUUCCGCGUUCUAGAACUUACACUAAAACAUUGUUGUCUUUUUACAGGCCUCAUACGGGAUCCACUAGCAACUCUCAAUGAAAGAAAGCACAGAAACAUAUGGACAGAGAAAGAAAGGCAGAUAUUUAAAGACAAGUAAGAUAUAUAUUUAGUAGGGUGACCACUAUUGCUUGGUAGGAAGUUGAGAGAAUACCCUGCAAGCAUCCUCGGAGACCCAGGGGCAGAUAGAGGCGGGGCGAGGGAAAGUCUAAACAGGCGGGAAAAAAAUGGCGCAAAGAAAACUUAGACUUUCCCUCGCCCCCACUAUCUGCCCCCGGGUCUCCAAGGAUGUCCUGCGAGCAGAAGUUUCUCUUGCAUGUCUUUUAGCAUUUACGAAGUCGUUCGUGUCGCUUGUCAGUCGCGUGGUUGGUUUGUUUUACACGCCCCAGGAGAAACAAACCGACUACGCGACUGAUAAGCCACACGAACGACUUCGUAAAUGCUAAAAGACAUGCAAGAGAGACACCUCUGCUUGCAGGCCAGGGUAUAGAGAGGAAAGACGUUUUCACCAUAGUAUGUAGAGUAGAAGGCAUAGCUUGAGCGACAAAUGAGUGAAUUACUACAUUAUAAUCGGCUUUACAAUCAGGUUUCGCCUUAUAGGUAAGUUAGGGCAUCCUUUAUUGGAAUGGAAUUAUUCAUUUUUUUUAAUAAUUUAACUCUUUGCCUGACUUAACUCAAUCGUGGUAACUACACUGUAAAUAAAAAAGUUCUGCUUUAGCCCUAAAAAUGGGGCCGUCUCUGUGAGUAAAAUGCAGUCCUAUUUUUUGGGUUUUAUUUAAAUGCCUUAAUUAGCGCCAACACAGUCCAGUUACUUAUAGCCUGUUCCAGCCUCCAAGAUAGUCAGGUCCGCUGAAUAAAGAAAGCGCAAACACGAAAAUAAAACGGGAGGAAACUGGGAGAGCUUUCCUUUUUCUUUUUCCCGCCCCGCCAACUUUUCGCGUGCCUUUUUCUUUCGCGUCUUCCCCCACUAUCUAAGAGCCUAGAACAGGCUAAGUUACCUAGGGCUGAUUUGGACCCAAGGGCUGAAAUAAGCCCCAGCUUGGGCUGGAAUAGCCUUUUGAAUUUUAAUGGGGCUGUCUUGGCUGAAAUUGUGGUCAAAUGGCUCCAGGAAAAGCUGAAUCAGACUUUGACCUGCAGAGCUGAAUUGGCAGAUCUUUUUUAUUUACAGUGCAUACUGUAAUAGUCUACCUGUAGUGUCUUUUUGUUUGAAUUUUUUGAGUUGAUUUCCCUUAUGAUAAUUAUUUACUUGUAGGUUUAUCCACAACCCCAAAGACUUUGAUCUGAUCUCAUCGUUUCUUCCCGGCAAAGUAAGUAAAUGAUCUUUACAAACGUGUCCCUGGCUAUCUUAUUUGGCCGUAAUAUUGAGGUGUCUAAGCAGGCUGAAUUUAGACAAACAGUCUUUCCACUGUCCCUUGUAAAGAGAUAUAAAAAUCCCGAACUCGACGCGGUUUCCCGCGCUUGUUGCGGACUACAUGUAAUUUCUCUUAGUUCUGAUUGGUUGAUUUUACCAGCAGUACUUGUUAUGAUUGGCCAGUUUUUGUUUUACCAUAUUCAGUCAACUCAGCCGUGGUAUUCACGCGGUGUGGGCCAAAGUCUGUGGUAUAAUAAAACUUGUAAUGCCUGAAAUAAUUACCAGAGAGACACUAAAGAAUGUCUCUUUGUGGCUGUCCUUUCCAGAGUGUGGCAGACUGUAUCCUGUUUUACUAUCAGACCAAAAAGAAGGAGCAUUACAAACAGCUGUCCCGAAGACUUAACUUGAAGAAAAGACGCCGGGAUCAAGUAAGUUCUACUUAAUUCUUAUUGUUGGUUAGAACAAACUAGGAACAAAUCUCGUGUGGACCUCUCCACUCAAAGUUAUAAUCUGCAAAUGAAUUUUUUACACUGUAUAAGGUUCUUCUAUCCUUCAAAUUUUCAAAUGACAGCAGUGCUUGCUUUGGUUCAGUUUUUGGAGUUGAUUUUUUGUAUCAUUUGAAUUUGUGGUUGAAAUCCAUUUACAACUAAGUUAGUAAUCUGGUACCAGAUAACUGAUAGCAGUCAUCUUCCAGCAGAUAAUCUGUAGGUUGUGCUGAUUUCCAUAAUUAACUAUAGGCUCUUAGCCAAUUGGGAGACAGAAAAUGAGUACCAUGUAUAGUAAAGAGAGUGGUUAAUGGUACUGCUGUCUAUUAUGCUGUAUAAGGUGUUCUUGAGAAUAAACAAAAAGUAAACUGCGAUGAUUAACAUAAGGAUAUAUAAACGUAUUUCUGGAAAGAAUUGAAACUUUAACUUGACCUUUCGUAUGUUCCAACCUACAUCUUCAGUAUUAUAAAUCGUUGAAAAAUAACAGAAAUCUAAACGUAGAAUAAUUAACAAAUUAAAGAAGUAAUAGAUGACUGUUCAGUUCUUGUUUAUCAUUGUUUUACAAAGUACAUUUUACAGCACUUUAAAAUGCUGGGGUUUAAGAAUUUUUUUCAGUCAGCAUGGUAAUUAACAGUUAGGAGGCAAACCAAAUUAAAAGGUCUUUUCCGAGUUCCCCCGGGCCUCUGUUUCAAAAGGAGGGUAGGUGCUCGGCCUCUGAUAUGGAAAUCAUUUUUCAUUCUCAUGCAAAUAAAACUCAUUCUCACAAGAAAGGUUGUGCACCUAGCCUCAUUUUGAAAGUGAGGGUUUUUGGAACUCGGAAGUGGCCUAUUGGUUAGAAUUCUACACAGAAUGCAGCCUUUAAACACCUGCUGUGUUUUUCUAUACAGUUUGCAGCUGGGCGUGAAGGUGCUCCCUCAAACAAGAUAAGAGCCGGUGCCUCAGAAAGCAGGUAAUAUGAAGUGACAAGUAACUUAGCCUGCGAGCAACCUUUCCAUUCGGGGGAGUCGCGAGAUGUCACGCGUGUGCGGCACGCGAAAGGCGACGUGGGAGCGAGAGGCGGGGAAAGGAAGUUUUCCUCCUCCCCUCGCGGCUUUGCCGCUCGUUCUCGCAUUCUCUCGUUGUUCGCUUCGUUCGCCGGAAAUGUGGAGCUUUCUCGCAGGCUAACAAGUAAUACAGAAGGAGACAGUGUUGUCGAGAAUUAGAACAAAGACGUCCAACCUCGUUUAGCCUCUCGUUGUCUAACUUGGUGGCCAAAGCUAAUGUUACACGGGACGAUUGGCAACCACGAUAUUCAGCGGAACACAGCGUUACGACAUUGCUGCAACAUUGUUUCCUGUUACAACAUUGGUCCAACACUGUUGCCUUUAUAAAAAUCUUCCUUGCAAAUGGUCUCGUGUAACAUCACUUAAUAUAUUCUAAUAACUGUCGUACAAGUGAAAACAUUCUGAUGGCGCGGGACGAUUGAUCCGGACAAGUAUAGAAAACAUCAUCGGGAGAAGUGGCCAUUUUUCUCAUUUCAUUUACUUACAGUAAGUGACCCACCUCCAAAGCCAGGGAAAAGCGCCCUGGGAACGAGGUUGGAAUUAUCUGGUUAAAAGCAAAAAUAUUCGUUAUAGCGGGUUAAUCUAAUAAAUAACAAUUACCAAAAAUUCAAUACUGCUCGUAGAAAACAUCAUUUUUAUUUGUUGUAUCCUCAAAGUAAACUGUAAGUGUAAAUCGCUGACGAUCAAGACAUCAAAUUGAAAAUGACUUUCAAUUAGAGCAAGCUGUGAUUUCUACUCAAAUCUGUCGUUUUUACCGACUGCUGCGAGCGACCAGACAAAAUAUGCGUUACAGGGAGGUAAAUUGUGCGUUGGGGCCGUCAAAAUCUAUUCGUUAUAGCGGGAUGCGUUUCCACAUAUUUUACUGGAAUUCUGCCGGGCUUUCAGAUGUUUUUCCGUUAUAACGGGGCCUUCGUUAUAGCGGGGUUCCACUGUACAACAGAGUAAUAGAGGUCUCAUUGCAGGCUAGUAGAGGAAAUAGUUAGACGUUUCUGUCUCAUGAUAAUAUUGUUGCUCUUAUUGUUUAUUACAGUGCUAAAGGUGAUCGGGGAGGUUCCGAGGGAGACGAGGAUUUAGAAGAAAUGACAGACUCAGCAGAGGAGAGUGAGGAAAAUGAGGACAACCCCCCACCCCCUGUAACCACCCCUCAAGUGGCCACACCCACACCACCAGCCAAGAGACCAGGUGUGAUGCUGCAUAAAUAUUGCCUGUUUUUUUGUUGUUGUUGUUUUAAGUAUCCGUAUAAGAUCCUGGGAAUAUGCCCUUCUACCCCUCCCUUAACCCAUUGUUUUGCCCUCAGUGAGAAGGUAGGGUUAACGUAGCUUUAGGAGAGGGGUAGGUGAGUAGUUUCCCAGACAAACAAAGCUAUCAUAAAAAAAUAUUAAGGAUCAGUAUAAGAUUCUGGGAAUCCGUCUACCUACCCCUCCCUUAAUGCAACCUUUUUCCUUUAGAGAAAAGUUAGAGGUAACUUUGGAUUAGCUGGGGGAAGGGGGCCGGUGGAUGGGCGCUCUAUCAGUCUCUUAUGAAUAUUUUUUGCCUUUGAAAAGUUAGUUUCAACAGGCAGCUACGCUGCUAAGUCCAGCGUUUUCUAUUGUUGCUGGUUUUCAUUGUCACGCCAUCAAGAAGUAAGCUCUAAACCGUUCGGUUUACUGUCAUUUCGAUACAAAGUCGUUUCAAUAUCACUGCUUAAGUUCGUAUCGAAAGGACCGAACUCCAACCGUUCAAUAGAUAAAGUUCAGAUUCUGGGAAAUGAAAGGAGGUAAAUAUGCAAAAACCCUCGUUAAGAAUCAGGUCAAUGAAAUUGACCCUAUGCGAAGCAUUUGGAGAAAUGAUUUGCCCAAAUUUCUAGAGCUUUGUAUGGAGAUGUCAUUUUGGUUCCCAUCAGGAUGGGCACCAGCGUGUUGACCGGAAACCCACAGAAACAUCUGUCACUCAGUUUUACAACGAAAGCGAGAUACAAUGACUGUUCAGGUAGCAAAAUCCCCAAAAAGAAGUCACUUCUUUAUUUAACCUACACUCACACGACAGCUCUCCCGUCCGGCAUGUACGUACCGCGUCCACGCACAAAACAAAGAAUUAGCUGCUCUAAUACUUCAUGAAAGUAAUACUCAGGAGGAUCGAUAAUCCUUUGGUUGAUAAAUUUUAUAAUGAGAAUUUUUUCGCCGGGACUAAAUCAGCGUGACAAGAGUGAGCUCGGAGUGGGAAAGCACAGCUAAUCCGUUUUAAGCUGAUUUUGUUAAGAAAGCCAUCUUACACUUCCUGGCUCUCCAUUAUACUUAGCUGCUCGUAAUUGAUUUUGAUAACUAGCAUUCACUUAGUUAGACCGUUCCUUUCAUUCAAGCCCGCCAUUUGGCUUUUUAAAGCUUUGCUUAAAAUACUCAGAACUAGCAUGCCAGCAAGCUUUCCAUUUCUAGUGGCAAGCGAAGCGAGCGGUGAGACAACGUGCGAUCGAGCGGCAUAGCCGCGCGGUGCGAAGGAAAGAAUUUCUCCCGCCCCUCGCUCUCGCGUUCCGCUCGCGUGUGACUACUCACAUUAUCCCCCAAAUUCACAGCUACCUCGCCAGCUACUCAGACCCAUUAUUUCAUUUCUUAUUUGUUUUUGCUGUUGUUUUUAAAGAUCAUGUAGAGACUUCCCGUUGGAGUGAAAAGGAGAUAGAAAUAGCUCUUCAAGGUGAAGUUGUAUUCUUGCGACAUUUGUAACAGAGAAGACAGUACUUAAAGGGGCCCAAAAGUGUGACCGCUUUUGAUUUAUUCACAUUCUUACGUGCAGAUUUAAUCCAAUCAGAAGCCAGCUGGAAACUUUGCUCGAUAUCUGAUUGGUUAAUGUCUGCAUGAAAGAAUGUGAAUUAAUUAAAGGAGGUCUCACUUUUGGGCUCUUUGCUGUAAAGGAGCAAGGAGCAAGUCCUUAAAGGGGCCCAAAAGUGUGACCGCUUUUGAUUUAUUCACAUUCUUUCGUACAGAUUUAAUCCAAUCAGAAGCCAGCUGGAAACUGUCCUCAACAUCUGACUGGUUUAUGUCUACAUGAACGAAUGUGAAUUAAUUAAAGGAGGUCACACUUUUGGGCUGUUUGCUGUAAAGGGGCUAUGUUAGAAGGAUAUUGCUGUUUUAAGUCAAUUCUGUGCUUUAUUACUUGCUCCUGUGGAGUUAUGGAUUAGAUAUCAAGCAAUUUCGUUGGGGAGCACUGUCCAUAAUAAUGUGUUAGUGAUUUUUGCAGGCAUAGCGCAGUAAAACUUUAAAAUUUCACGGGUUUAUAACGAACCAAUUCAACGACCUGCUCCCAGUUGGCUUGUUAGCUUAAUUGGUAGGGCGCUGCACCUGUAUCCCAGAGGUCAAGGGUUCGAAUCCCGUACAAGCCUGAAUUUUUGUUUUUCAGGCUUUCUUUUCGUAACUGCAAAAGUUGCGUAGAUAACUGCGAUGAUCUUCCUUCACAUAAUUCUUCACUCCGCAGUUUCCAUAUAUGACGUUCAUAUAUUCAUAACUUGAAAAUGUUGGCCCAACGUUUUCAAGUUUCAAUCCAAAUACAACCUUGCCAUCCUCAAGUCUUGAAUAACAAAACUCGACCAUUAUUUUGGGAAUUCAAUUGAUGCGAAAAAAUUUUUAGCUUUUUAGAAGUAUAGCAAAUAGGGUGAGUGAAGUAGCCCUUUUAAAACUGAAAUGAUAAUGUAGUUCCAUUAAUUAAAUGCAUAAAUUAUUGAACUUGCAUUGAUAAAUUGCAUUCAUUAAAAUAAAUUACUUCUUUCCAGGGUUGAGGGAGUGUGGUCGUGAUUGGGAAGCCAUAGCUAGAAGAGUGGUGACGAAGACUGGUGCACAGUGCAAGAACUUCUAUUUCAAUUACAAGAAAAAACUGCGCUUGGAAGAUCUUAUAGCGGAAUAUGACAAAACAAAGGUAAUUAUCUUAAUCUUUUGUUACACGUAAUUGACGCUUUCAAAAAAUAAAAUAUUAAUUGCGAAGUUAAGCAACAAGAACGCUGAUGUCCCAAGUAUCAUGAAUGGCAACCGGAAGUGAUACAAGUUUAAAAGCUUUUGUGGAUCCAUUUAGGUUUCUGGGAAACUGCCCACCUACCCCUCCCCUAAGCCACCAUUUUGUCCUAAGUGAGAAGUAAGUGUUAAUGUUAGCUUAGGGGAGGGGUAGGUGGGCAGUUUCCCAGAAACCUAACUUGAACCGCUUUUGUUUCAUGCUUUAAGUCCCAAGAGUGACCAACGUCAAUUUUCUCCUAACCAUAUCAGUACAUAAUCAAGAGGAAUGGUUAUGAGAAUUGAUAAAAUGGUCAUCUACGAGGAAAUGCUUUGAUCUUUUAUCCAAUUCUCUCAACUAAUUCUUUAAGGAAAUGUAUGGAGUUCAGUCAGGAGAAUUUGAGUGUGGAUAUUGGGGCUUAAAGGGUUAACCCCUAUAGUAUGACGCUGGCGACUAAGAGCACCGAAUGGGAGAAAAGACUAACUUCCUCUUCUUAUUCUUGAAUCCCUUGGACCCGUUUCGUAGGGCCUGUUUACGUGGAGGUGGGUGACCCUAGCCUGUGUACAGACGUCCCCUCCGCCUGGGAGGGGGGACGUCUGUACACAGGCUAGGGGACCCCAGGUAGGAGAGGUAACCCGCCUGUCCAUAAAAUCUCUCCUUUUAAUUUGAUCACAUUUACAUGAUAGGUGGGGUGACCCUUCGCGGGUUACCUCACCUAUCUGGGGUCCCCCACCUCCAUGUAAACAGGCACCUAAACAUCCCGGUUAUCUACCGAGCCCGGAGAGCUGUUUCGUUAAAAUUUGCAAGUUAAUGAGAUUCAUGUUCAGAUCCUUAUGAUGGUCAUCACGAAGUGUCUCCUAGCCCUAAUCCUCAGCUAAACGCAAGCAAUUUUGUAUUUUUUUGCAAUUUCGUAUUUCCUCGAAUAAUAGCCGGGGGCGAUGAUUUCUUUUUUCGCACAAAAAUGUGGCGAUUAUUCGAGGGAAGGCGAUUAUUUCAGAUAUUGCUUACUGAAAGUCGUUCCCGAACUAGUUUGUUUUAUUUUCCCAUUAAAUAAAAAAAUAAUCACAUCAAACAAACUGAACAUGGGCUUUUUGAGUGUUCCAAAUUUAGUUCCUUGAUUAGUUUCCAUGGCUUGAAUCGUUACUGAUCAGUUUUGCUGGAUCACAUUGCACUUCAACUUGACAGGGAGAGGAUAAAAGGAAGAGAAGAUAGCGAGAGGGGCGGGGGUGGGGGGGGGGCGCGAUUAUUCGAUUGAGGCGAUUAUUUCCACUUAAAUAUUUCCGUCAAAGAGGAGCGAUUAUUCGAGGAAAUAUGAUAAUUAGUUUAAGUAUUCGCCACUUUAGAAACGAGAAGGAAACUGGAGACGAAAUGAGUCCCGCAAUUGUUUCUGGGAUCGUUACUGGGGACGCGCCAUUCAGCUAUUGGCCAGUUUUUUCCCGUUUCCAUAGUAACAGUCCCAGAAGUCUUUGCAAAAGGUAACUCGGUCCAGUUUCUUUCUCCUUUCUAAAGUGGUGGAUUGAUUUGCUUUUUGUAGCCAAUCACAUAGCAAAAUCACUGCUUUCUUUUGUCGGUGCGAGUGUGUUUCCAUUCUGAGUUAUCCACUCAUAGCGGAGAGUUCAAAUUUUGUUUUCAUCUAGAUUCAGCGUGCUCAGCAACAGCAAAAGCAGCAGCGGGAACAACAUCAACAGCGACAAAAUCAUAAUCCACCGCAACAACCGCAGCAGCAGCAGCAACCACAACAAAAAGAUGUUGCUAGUGCUGAAGAUAAGCAGGAACCAACACCAAAGUUAGGCCCAGAAGCGCAACAAUCAGACACUUCUCAUCCAAAUCAAAGUAACGCCAAAUCAAACAGUGUUGUUACCAGCAAUGUUCCAGUUAUCAACUCCAGAGAUUCUACAUCUGGGACAACUGCUAACUCAGUAACAUCUCCAGCAAAUGUACCGACUACAUCUACGACGUCCUCUAUGUCCAAUCUUCAACUGGGAGGUUCGAGGAUAGUCCGUUCUCAAUCUCCUCGACUGCCGCUAUCCAGCUCAAGCUCCACUCUUUUCAUGCCUACUCCGGGAGUGAUUGCUUCCAUUGGAAGAGCGUCACCAAAUGUGGGAACUACACACCAAGGGCAAGGGUUUUACCAGCCUUUGCUUAUAGAAUCCAUGAAACAGGACACGCAACAUUCGUCAAGAGCCCUUCAUCCGGAAUCCAUACACACUGGGCUAGUAUAUCCGAGAGCUGUGGAUUCAUCUCAUCCAAGACACGGACCUUUGGUUUCCUCGCAUCCAGCGCACUCGAAUUCAGAUUCGCAGUCUCCUUUUGAAGGAUCUUCGGUACUCAAGCAGCUCCCACACUCUACCACAUCUCAUCAUUCUUCGCCAAAUAUUGUUCUUUCUUCUAAAGAGGUACCACUUCCUGGAUUUUCUUAUGCAGUGACCUCCAAUCCAGAGACUUCCCAUGUUACAUCGUCGAAUCUAGGAUCAUCUCAAGGCGGUACCUCACAUCCCGGAACAUCGCAUCCUCCGAUACCGCAACCGGGAGUUCCACACACUCUGACACCACAUUCAGCAAGUUCCAUUUUAUUCACCUCGUCUGGUCCCGCACAUAGUCACAGAAGUUGUCCGCGUAGCCAUUCUCCCGUUAUUGUAACUCCUCAGGAUAAGCCUCACAGCCAAGUGACAUUCCUCAAAGAAGGAACUGUAGGCCAUCCUUCCACACACAAGCCACUGCCUUUGAGUUCAUAUCCUGGGAAUCAGCGAGGUGAACAAGUCAGUAGGAUUAUCAUGAAAACGGAAGACGUUCGAAGAGGUAUGGUUAUUGUGUUAUUAGUGUGUGCUUGUAGAACUGUUUAAAGGUGAUGUUACACGAGACGAUUCGCAACGACGAUUUUUAGCGCAACACAGCGUUGCAACAUUGUUGCAACACUGUUUCGAAUGGUUACAACAUUGUUCCAACGUGGCAACGCCGUGUUGAUAUGCUAUGUCAUGUUACGGGCCUUGAAGACACACCUUACAACCAUGGUUCUAUGUUUUUGGCCGGUCUGGAGGCAGCGUGGCCGAGUGGUUAGAGCGCCGAACUUGCAAUUGGGAGGCCCCGAGUUUAAGUCCCGCUCUGACCCAGGGUGCAAAGAAAGUAGUUUUUAAAGCUUGCCAUUCGGGCAAGCUGAAGCUAGCAUGUACUAGCCCAAACGUCAUUUCAACUAGCCCCAAAAAGAUUUUGAUGAGCAGAAUUGAUUUCACAGUUCUUCUAUAAUUUGAAUUCCUCAAAAAAAGUUAAGAACAAAAUUCACUGGCCCGAUAGCAAAAUCCACUUGCCCCGGGAUAUCGGACACUACUUUUUUUGCACGCUGCUCCGACCGCCAGCUGGAUUUGUUCACGGUAGUCCCAAGUUCAAAUCCUUGGCCAUGCUUGUAAAUAGCCAGCUGGUUUGCCUCCGGCCAGUUGGGAUUCUUAACCCUGUUAAGUUCAAUUUGAAUUAUUUGUUUCAGGCAUUUGCUCGGCCCCACUAGCAUUAGUGCUAUAAAUACUGCCGAGGGUAAAUAACGGAAUUAUAUUUAUAUAUAAACAACUAUCAUUCUUAUCUUCAUUGAUUUGUUUUUACUGUGUCCAUAUUCACUUCACAGUCAGCCCAGAAAUGCAUAAGAAGCCUACGGAUGUUAUUGUUAUUGAUGGUGAUGAGCAGAAGAAAAUAGUGGAAGGCUAUCCACGCCUUGAGACGGCAGAAGGGAAUCAAGCUUCAAGCAUGUUAAGGAGACUAGCGUCUGCAGGAAAUGGUAAGCUAAAGAAAAUGAAAAAUAGAAAAUGGUGAAGAACGCAAUUAAGUCGCAAAUUGGUACAAGAAUUGUUUUAAAAAAAUGAAAAAGAAGUGUAUUCAGUUCUUUCUUUAUAUUGUAUUUUGGAUGAAUUUCUUUUCUUAUUAAUGAAAGCCAUUAUUCUAGGCCAGACUUUUGUAUGGUUUUCAUGCUGAUAGAGCGUUUUUCACUUACGUGGCCAGCAUCUAUGCAAAUUUAUUGGGACAAACGAAAGCAUUUAUAUAAGAAAGGAGUUCACCUAUUUCAAAUGCGGCUAUGAUCGUCGCAGUGGUAAUUGCAAUUUAAGCAGUAGCAAAUUAACCUGAAAAACUUCAACGGGAUUCGAACCCAUGGCCUCUGCGUUAGCGCUGCGGUGCUCUACCAACCGAGCUAUGAAGACUCAUGUAUUGCGAGCAGGCCAAUUUGUUGAGUUCAUCUUAACCCGUGAAAGGAGUGAAACUAGAAUGAUGAUGAUGAUGUGAACUGCGGAAAUACAAAUUGAAAUGAAGAUAUGAUUGUCGCAGUGGUAAUUGCAAUUGCAAAUUAACCCGAAAAAAUGUCAGGACUUUAACGGGAUUCAAUUUGUAUUUCUGCAGUUCACAUCAUUAUUACUCUAAAAAGAGUUCACCUUCCACAGGAACACCAACGUGGCCUCCGUUUCAUUGUUUUGGAACACCAAUAUGGCUGCCGUGACGUCAUAUGAAAACGCUCAAUACCUAUCCAUGCCCGUUUAUAAAUCGUGCAAAAAGAAACAUCAUAGAUGACCUAACUCUUUCACUCUCUGAGUGAAUAUUGGAGUCUUAGAAAGUGGUUUUAAUUUUUGAGUCAGUGGAUUAAAUCCUGUGUUGUGACCAUUCAAAUGAAACCUUUUUGGUCCUACUUUCACGAGGUGCUAUUUUUUUUUCAAAUAUUAAACAAUCAAUUUUGUGGAAUUUUUACUUAAAACGUUUUUAGGGGUAAGAGUGGUAAGAUAUUUAUUUGCUACUUUAUUUUCAACCUCCUCAGAACACGUGGUAACAGCAACUGAACCAAUGCGUCCACAGAGUCUUCCAUUGUCGUCUGAUACACGCCUCAUGAGUCAUACCGAGUCAAGAACACAGCGGAGUGCCACUCCGCCAAGCAACAGUCUGGCUGCUCGCCAGCAAGUACUUAACCCUCCUCCACCGCUAAUACAAAUGUCUUCUUCACGCGACAAAAAAUAUAUAACGGCACAAGAUAUGGCUCCUGAAAGCUCCCGUCACAGAGAAGGAUCUGUACACGGUGAUCGAAACCUAGAUCGUUAUUUGCAUCACAGCCAGGAGGCCACCUCUGUUAGGGAUGCUUCACGUCACACACAUACUCCAAUAGAUAACAGAGUUAGUGAAAGGGAAAGGCGAACACCGGUAGUAGAGACUGUUGAUUUGACAACGGAAAGAGAGGUCGACACGUCUUCCAUUAUAAGGCCAUCAUCGAGGUCACACAUUGCUCUGGGUUCUUCUUCUGCUCGGGCCACACUUCAAGCCCUGGCGAUUUCUGCCUCGUCUGAGAAUAAAAGUACUGAUGCCACUGAAAAGAUCGCUCAAAGCAAACGGGAAGAAACCUAUUUACCCUUAAGGGCACCUGACACUAAACUUAGUGCGUACGAGCAAAAUGAAGCAAUACGCAAGUUCGCGCUUAGUAAUGUGUGUGUUUCAGUUCCUCGGGAGUUUGCUACUGGGAGUGACUAUCCCACUCAACCGUAUUCACUAAUGGCUUUGCAAGCUCAACAUCAAACCCAUGUUCACCCACAUCCUGCAGGCACAUCAACCCCUCCACCGUACGGCUAUCCAUUCCAUCCAUCCAUUUCUCACCCAAUGACGUCGUUCCACCACCAUCCUGAUCGUCCCUUCUUGGUGCCAGUCGUGCAACAUGUGCCACCCCAUAGCGUCAAUGGAGAAGAGCUACCUAGUCAUUUUAAGAUCAGUGGCACAUACGCUCCCCAUUAUCCUCAAGGAGUCGGUUAUUUUCCUGCCGGUAUAAGAUAUCAACCGAUGACGGUUUGUGGCCAUCGUCACCCUGUACCCGGAAGUGAGGAAAGGCGUGCCAUGCCUCAUCCACUUGAAGUACCAACAAGGCGUGAAAAUGAAAUUUCAGAGCAGGAGCUAGCACAUCCUUUUCUAGUUAGACAGUCAAGGCACAUGCACGCGCCAGGAGUUACUGAACGAUUGUCUCCCGGCGAGUUACCUACGAUUUCUCGCCCCAGCCGCUCACCACACGAACCAGUCCAGCGUCCACAAACCAUUCCACCUGAUACGAAGCCACAUGUUGCCCAAAAAACUGAAGCAGCAAAAGCGGUGUCUCCUCCCGUAGCCACGUACCUCUCUCGAAUCCCAUCAAGGCCAGCCUCCGUGUCUGAGAUGCGCAAUCGAGCUGCUGUUAUCCCUGAUUUGAAAGACACUGAAGCUUUGUCUCAAACAUUUCCAGAACCACAACCCGUGAUUGUGCCUGAUAGCAAACACUCCAACCGAGAGGACGUGGGUAGACGCACAGAGCCAUCUGGUAACAGGGACACUAAAGAACCAACUAAAGAAAGUAAAGAAAGCACGUUAGCAAAGGUCUUUCCGAUGUCUGCCUUUGACACCUUGGUAGACGUUGCAGCUGCAGCCCGAAAAGUUGACAUUCCGUACUGUGCCAAAGAAGAGCAUGAACAACCAGCCUCUGCUGGAGAGGCUGUAGUAACGAAAGAAACGUCGCCUUGGCAAGAGACUCGUAGCCCUCAUGCAAGAUUUACUGGACAUGGCAUGACUUCUCCCCCAAGACUUUCGUCUCCACCCAAUCCCACCGGCGUAUCACCAGGAAUGUCCGGUGGACCCCGAUAUGGUAUUACGACUGGUCUGGUACCCAAGCCUCCACCACUCAUGCCAAUCACGGGAGUGAGGUCCAUCCCAGAGGGCAAUAGUUCCAGUUCCAUUUCUCUUUCCGUUUCAGUUGGAGGACAUACUACAACUCCCGCCUCACGAAGUGCAAGCAAACUUACAUCACCACCUGGGACUAAAGUUAAGCUAUCUGUUAGCCCUGAUGGCCCCCCGCCAUUAAUAUCUACCUCUGUAAUAAGUCCCACGGGAUCGUCGCAUGGGGCAAGUCCUAACGAGCCCCCUCCUUUGAUUAGAGGACCACCCCCUCUGAGAAGUCCCGAGAAAGAAGCUGUUAGUUCUGUGAAAACUAAAGUUAACCCAGAUACUUUACCCAAAAAAAGACCUGACAAGGAGACCAGCAUAUCUAAAAGUUCAUAUCAUGAAGAUGAAAGUGCCUCCUAUAUAGAUCCAGACUUUCAGAGGAAAUUUUGGAUGAAUCUUAAUGAAUCGGUACAAUUACAUUCGCAAAAGGCCCACGGCGAUGCACAGAACGCGUCUUCAACACCACGCCAACUUGGUCAUUCCCAAGUCAGGACUAUCGUUGCAACAAGAGAAUAUCUGGAAUCCUUUCAUCCAUUCUCGGUUACACAACCAGAACAAUUUCAGCCAUUACCGUCACCUACGAGUGCUGUGGAACGUAAAGAGGCUACUAGCGUUAGGGAGGUUCCACGUUCGUGGAUUUCAAACGAAAAUAGUAGAGAUGCGCAUAGAAGUACUCCGCCCAUGCAGUCUCGCCAUGCUCAUGAUCAGAGUGAAAAACGCGAUGAAAGGUCGCAUGGAAGCUGGCCAGUGAACAAUAAGACCUUUCCUUUUGAACAGAAACCAGUGAUUAGUUAUAGUGGUGCAACGACGUCCUCGCCACAGCCUAAGGCACCCCCCGACGCUAUCACCUCAUGUGCGUCUGGCAGUGAGACAGAGGAAGGAGAGGAAGAGAUCGACAUUGAAACUUCAGUUCAGCCAUCUUCUGUAGGUUUGCAUCCUCGAGUGCUCGCGCUGGCUAGGAAUUCUCAGAGGAGUACCCAAACUUACGAUGCCAGCGACAGUGAAACCUUGUCAGCUGAAGAGUCUGAACAUUUGCCCGAGAGUAGUGAUGAAAUGUUUCCUAGCACCACGACCAAGGUAUUCACACAAGCUGACGGCGGACACGAGGAAAGAAAUAAGAGCGUACUGGAAGAUAUAGACAAUACCACUUUUGCUGACACGUGUGAUGCGGAUGCGGAUACGAAUACUCCUCUUCCUAGUACGUCAAAGGACUACUCUGACAUUGAAGAUGAACACACCGAAGGAUCACUCGAAGAGAAAGGCGUACAGAAAAGCGAUAUUUUGCGAGACUUUACGAGCCCUAUCAGUGCAGAAUUACCUGUUUCGAUAAACUACCAACAAAUGGAGGAUACACCUACUACUUCAGCUUCUUCUGAAGAGUCUCGCCAGCAAGGUGAAAAGCCACAGGAACUCUUAGAAACGGAGGGAGAGACUGACGGUACUUUGGAUAGGCAAAACAGUGAAGAAACUGUUGAAGUUUCAGACCAUGAAUUAACACCUCCCCACGUUUCCUCUCCUAACGAUCCUUCGCUAGAGGAGGAUUCUUCAGAGGCAUUGCCCGUGUCAGUAGAUGAAGGAGUCGAACUAGUGGACGUGGUAAGGGUUCAGUCAAGUGAGAAUAGUCUUGUUGGGAGCAGUGAAACAGAUAUAGAGUCAGCUCAUCCACAAGUAGUAUCAUCUCACCAGCAAGUCUCAGAGGACUUUCCAGAUAGUUCUGCUAACACUUUGGCGAUGUCUGAUGAAAAUGUCACUUCCUCGCUUGAAGAAAACGUCCAUGAUCGUGAUGCGAAUCUUACGGCCGUUGUUACCUCAGUCGAAAUGGAUGACGUGAGAACAGCAGAACAGUCACUAAACGAAGAACAGAGUGCUCUUGUCACCGCGGCGACUGAUGCCGAUUCUUGCCCAAGCACUUCAGAAGCAACAAGAAGCAACACAGUUUCUCCACUGGUGAACCGCAGCGAGAGCGACGAAGUAGUAAAUGAAGCGGAGACAUUAGAUAACCCUGGUAGUGAAGAUGGGUUUCUCAACGCUCCUGAUACGUUCAGUCCCUUGUCAGAAAGUCACCCGCCUGAGGUAAGCUCAGCUAUGGAUGAUGUAUCCGAUGAUGAGGGUCAUUCCACUUACCCUACUUUUGUCGGUGAAUUUGUUCCCCUACCGGGAGAGGAAGACUCCCCCGAUAUUAAAUCUGGAUGCUCCACAAAUAUCGCCUCUGAGGCUAGCUCUAUUGGUGAUGACCGUAUUUCUGAAAGGGAAUUAAUAGAUGUGGCUGAACCUACUGCGUCAAAUCGAGAGGAGCCGUCCGGUGUGCAAAGUCCGGACGAAAGCGCUCGUCACUCAGACGAUACUUUAUCCGAAGGAGAAAUUACACCGUCACAGAAGAGCAGUCAUUCAGAAGACGAACUACCUCCUCAGGAAGAAAAAUCUGGGAAUAACGAAGCUGCAGUUCUUUCGCGUGGCGAGCCCAGUGAGAAAUCUCCGUCUAACUUGCUACCUGACACUUCGCAAAUCGUAAUCGAUCGUGAUCAACUACCGUCACAAAGUAGUGAAACUGUUGACGACGAGCAGUUAUCUGAGGGGGAGAUUCCCGAGUCGGAGGAUGAAGCAACCGUAGAAACCCCUCAAAGAUCGCCUGCGUCAGUAGGCGAUGCGGACAGUACGCCUCUGCUAUCCAGACUUCCCUCAGUGGUGUCAUCAAGUCAAGAAGCGACCUUGAGUUCAGACUGUUACAUUAAUAUGAUACCAAUCUCUCCUGCCCCACCCGAGUCACCCAACCAGCAAUCAAAAUGUGACGGUACCUCGCUCCUUCCGCAGUGGCCUUCAAUUGACAGCCAAUACUCUUCAUUGAUGUCUUUGCCCUUAACGUCACGCAUAAACCCUUUCCCUUACUCCACCUUGUCCUUCAACGUCGGCUCCGCUAACAGCAGUGCUCGCUCAUCACCAGUUCCUCAGGCUUUGGCGGUUAACUUGACCUCAGGCUCCAGCCCAAGUAGCUCUUCUUUGUUACCCAGGCCACAAGAACCGACUCCUCUCUUGUCGGAUAACUACGAACCCUUGAGUGACGACGAUGAUAAUGGGGUUGUUGAUACCUCCAAUAUUUCUGAAGACAGCCCCUAGUUUUUUUACGUUAUUUAAAUUUAUCCCUGAAGCUCACUCUCAUAAAAUAACCUGACGAAUCUCACAUUGUUCGCAAAAGAGCUGCAAAUGGUGGCACGUAAGGAAUUCAGUGACCACUCGAACUUUAAAAAACGGUCGCCCUGUACAGCGAGAAUAAAUAUCAACGUAGUGCUCAUUGUGAGUAGCAACAGAUGUCUGGAAAGUACUAUCGAUACACACAGCGUUUAACGACUUAAGGUUGGACUCUAGUAUAAAAAGAGCAAAUAAAUACCGUACGUCUGGCGCCUCGACCUUUUAUAAAGGUCCAAACACAAAACAAAACGUCCGUGUUGUUAAUAUGUAACUUUGUGUUUUAUUUUUGUUAAUGUUCGAAAUACAUUAAUUAAGUGCAAAUUAACGUGAUUAUAUUGUAAUUUAAUAACAGUAAGCUAC